CUUAGGCCUGAAAAAAGCUGCAAAAUUACUAGAAAUCAAAAAAAUAUUUCUCACAGGCGAAAACCUUUCGAAUGUAAAUUAUAAAACACAUUGCAAUAAGCCACAAUGUCUGACGGGCAACAACAAGACGCAAUGGCUAACGACGAGUCCUUCUCAUACUCGCCGGAAGUUGUGGAGAGCUACACCGAAAAAGAGACAGAUGAGGCAAUGCAGUUUAUUAAAGAAAACGAUCUGCCCAUGUCAGAUCUUCAUUAUGCUCUCAAAUAUAUACGCAUAUCGAAUCGCGCUGUUGAACUGGAUGACGAGUUCAAGGAAAUACAAAACCGUCUCAAGAAACUGCGCGAAGCGGACCAGGCUGUUGUCAGCCCACCGAAAUGCUGUCAAAGGGAUAUUAAUUUAUUGAACAAGGCUAAAAAAUGAUUUGUUUCAAUUCUUCAAACUGACCCAGUUAUGUAUUUCAGCACGCAAGGCUUAAAAAUCAAAAUAAAUAUUAAAAA
Messenger RNA from Drosophila novamexicana, 497 nucleotides. RefSeq lists its product as uncharacterized. Bases 106 to 420 code for a protein of 104 amino acids. The transcript has 2 exons. The record is from RefSeq and is a predicted model, not a curated record. Lineage: Eukaryota; Metazoa; Arthropoda; Insecta; Diptera; Drosophilidae.